Effrenium voratum is the source of this 1329-nucleotide messenger RNA. The record is from the annotation of a GenBank genome assembly. NCBI's taxonomy places the organism in Eukaryota, Dinophyceae, Suessiales, Symbiodiniaceae.
AUGGAGACUGGCAUCAAGAGAGGCUUGCAGGCGGCGAAGGCAGCUGCGGAGACAGCCGCAGAGGUGGCUCAGAAGCCACCAACGCAGCUGGAUGAAGCCUUCGUUGCCAAAGUGCUGCGAAAGCUGUUUGAGAAGCUGGGCUCGACCUAUGUGAAGCUUGGACAGUUUAUCGCAUCGUCACCAACGGUCUUUCCAGCUCCGUAUGUGAAGGAGUUCCAAAGCUGCUUGGAUUCCACCAGCAAGAUCUCCUUCGUGGAGGUGAGGCGGAUCAUAGAGCGCGAGUUAGGCCGCCCUCUGCGCGGCGUCUUCGCCUACGUGGAUCCUACGCCCCUGGCCUCGGCCUCCAUUGCCCAAGUCCACGCAGCGCGAUUGCUGGACGGUCAGGAGGUGGUGGUCAAGGUCCAGAAGCCGGGCAUCGAGGAUGUGCUGAAGACCGACCUAGGCGUGGUGUACCUGGCCUCGCGCGUCCUGGAGUUCAUCAACCCCGACUUGAACAUCCGCGGGUCGUUGGCAGACAUCGCCUCGGACUUGCGGCAGUCCAUGCUGGGGGAGUUGGACUUCCGUGAGGAGCUGCGGAACCUGGACGUGUACCGCGAGUUUUUGGAGGAGAACGGCCUCUCUGCCAUUGCAGCGGCGCCCAAGCCGUACCCGCACGCCUCGUCCAAGCGCGUGCUGACGAUGGAGAGGCUGAGCGGGGUGCCGCUGGUGGACCUCGACAGAAUCAGGCAAUACACCAGCGACCCCGAGGGCACGCUGGUGAACGCCUUGAACGUCUGGGCGCUGUCGGUGCAGAAGUGCGAGUUCUUCCACGCGGACGUACACGCAGGAAACCUGCUGGUGCUGGAGGAUGGUCGUGUGGGAUUCAUCGAUUUCGGCAUUGUAGGCCGGCUGUCCCCGCAAAUGGCCACGGGCAUCGAUCGCCUGAACGCAGCUCUCGCAGUCAGCGAUGCCCGAGGCAUGGCAAGCGCCCUCAUCUCCAUGGGCGCCACUGUUGGAGAGGUGAACGAGGAUGCCUUUGCCGCCGACAUCGAGAGCCUGAUCUCGCGCCUAGGAGGAGGAAGUCUGGACGACGUGAAUGGCACCUCUGUGGACGAGUCGCAGAUCCAGGAUGUGGUGCUGGACAUCGCGCAGGUUGCGGGCAACAACGGGUUGAAGCUGCCCCGCGAGUUUGGGCUACUCAUCAAGCAGUCCUUGUACUUCGACCGCUACACCAAGCUUCUGGCUCCGGAGCUCAACAUGAUGUCCGACGACCGCAUCGCUAACUUCGGAGAGGCCUUGCCAGACGAGAAAGCCUUGCCGGCUCCGGGCAACACGAGCGUGGAUACUUGA